Messenger RNA from Salvia splendens (bonfire salvia), 1524 nucleotides. RefSeq names its product tubulin-folding cofactor C. Gene Ontology annotation, cellular component: cytoplasm. The record is from RefSeq and is a predicted model, not a curated record. Gene Ontology annotation, biological process: tubulin complex assembly; post-chaperonin tubulin folding pathway. Bases 52 to 1092 code for a protein of 346 amino acids. The transcript has 2 exons. Gene Ontology annotation, molecular function: tubulin binding. NCBI's taxonomy places the organism in Eukaryota, Viridiplantae, Streptophyta, Magnoliopsida, Lamiales, Lamiaceae.
CAAAUUUUUGCCAAGAGCUGUGAGCGGAACACUAGUUUCCGGCACGGCGAAAUGGAAGACAACGAGCAACCGUCGCAUGAUUCCGCUGCUGCCGCCCUCCAGCAGAAGCACGCAGCGAUGCUGGAGCGUCUGGCGAACCGCCACCAGUCCCGCGCCGCGGCAAAGCCCGACUCCAACUCAUCCGGAUCCACACAGUCGUUCCUCUCCCAGUUCUCGCAAUCGAAGCUCUCAAUCGACGCCCAAAUCUCCCGGAUCCGAACGCUACCCAACCCGCCUCAAAAGGCCGAGCUUGAGGCGAUCUCCCUCGAAAUCUCUGCCCUCGAGAAGCUGGUCGCGGAGCAUUCCUACUUGCUCCCGCCCUACGAAGUCCGCAAUUCCCUCACCGCCAUCACCCAACUCAGGCAAACCCUAGAUGACGCCUCCGCGGCCGUCGCUCCUAAGAAGAAAUUCUCCUUCAAGAAUAAAUCAUCGAAGAAGAGCACAGCCCCAGCCUCAGAUCAGAAGAGUGAAGUCGUUUCUGAAGUGGAGGGCAAUAAGAUCAUCCCCAAAUUGGGAAAGUUAGGAUUUAUGGAUUCGAGCGCUGCUCCCGGGUUCAGGAACAAGGAUAAAGAGAAAUUGGAGAUGGAAUUCAACAGAGGCGAGGUGGAUGCUCGAAAUGGGGAGUUCACGCUGUCGAAUUUGAGGGAUUGUGAGGUGAGAUUGAAGGGUUGUCUGAGGGCAUUGUUUGUGGAUAAUGUGGUGAACUGUAAGGUUUAUGUUGGGGCGGUGAUGGGUUCGGUUUUGAUCGAGGGAGCGGAAGGGUGUGUGUUCUUGCUGGCCUCGCAUCAGAUUAGGAUUCAUAAUGCUAAGAAUUGCAGCUUCUAUCUUCGGGUGAGGAGCAGACCUAUAAUCGAGGACAGUAAUGGCGUUAGGUUCGCGCCGUACUGCUUGAGUUACAGAGGGAUAGAGGAGGAUCUGGCAGAGGCAAAUCUUGAUGAGGAGACUGGGAAUUGGGCGAAUGUGGAUGAUUUUCGAUGGUUGAGGGCUCUGCAAUCUCCAAACUGGUCAGUUUUGCCAGAAGAUGAUCGUGUGGGGAUGGUGAACAUUUCCUGAAAAUAUUUUAUGGAGUCGUAACAUCAUCACUUGGCACCGGAACGUCCCGACACAAUGGCGGAUGUCUCAAUUAAAAAAUCGGAACGUCCGCCGGGACGUCCGUCGUGGCACCGCAAUAGCGGACGUCCCGACGGACGUUGUCGGAAAGCUGCGGAUCUGCGGUGUCCGCAUCCGCCCCUCACACGCCUAAUGGCGGACGUCCGGCACACAGGGACGUCCUCCGUUGUGGAUGCUCUAAAACAUGUCAAAAUGGUCGGAUCGGAAAAUUUUGUGAAUCAAUGAAGUGAUUGAGAUUCAUCAUCUAUUCAGCAGUAGCAUGAGUUUUACUAAUCAAUUGUGCAAAUAGUUUUACUAAUAAAUUGUAUAAAUAGUUGUGAAAAUUUCACUUCGUGUCUCGAUCUUAAUAAAUUUCGAGUUGAUUUCCCCUUGUUA